AUGGAGAGCCAAGAUCUGCGACGGGCCUGCUCAGAAAUCGCAAGCAAGCUGGAGAAACUCGUCAUCAUCGGCUUCGGCAGCAGCAAUCCGCGCCCGGACGUCGUGGCCUCGAGCGCCGCCACGGCCGCAGCCAAGGCGGUGGCCGCCGGCUCCGACCAGCAGGUGGAGACGGUGCACUGCGCGUGCUGCGGCGUGGGCGAGGACUGCACGGCGGCGUACAUCCGCGGCGUCCGCGCGUCCUUCUGCGGCGACUGGCUGUGCGGGCUGUGCGCGGAGGCGGUGAAGGAGCGGGUGCGGCGGCAGGAGCAGGACCCGGCGGGCGGCGGCGGCGGCGGCGUGGCAGCGGCGCUGGGCGCCCACGAGGCCGAGUGCAGGGACUUCAACGCCACGACGAGGCUGAACCCGACGCUGUCCCUGGCGGGCUCCAUGCGCCGCAUCGCGCGCCGGAGCCUGGACCGGAGGACGGCGUCGUGCCAGGAGCGGAGGAGCAGCCUCAACGCGUCGGCGGCCCGGGCCGCGGCGCUCACCAGGUCGGCCAGCUGCGACCAGUAG
Miscanthus lutarioriparius is the source of this 552-nucleotide messenger RNA. The record is from the annotation of a GenBank genome assembly. NCBI's taxonomy places the organism in Eukaryota, Viridiplantae, Streptophyta, Magnoliopsida, Poales, Poaceae.